Molecule: messenger RNA, 1311 nt
Organism: Colletotrichum chrysophilum
Lineage: Eukaryota; Fungi; Ascomycota; Sordariomycetes; Glomerellales; Glomerellaceae
Exons: 5
Coding region: 1-1311 (436 amino acids)
Biological process (GO): DNA-templated transcription
Molecular function (GO): DNA binding; zinc ion binding
Source: RefSeq, a predicted model, not a curated record
AUGCCACGUGGGAAGAGCGACCUCAUCCUCGAGGGCGUACUGAGGGUGGAGAAGUUCCUCCACGAGAUGAAGGCCACCAUCGUCAGUCCCGCCGCCUCCUCGUUCCACUUUUCACCGAAUCCGUCUCACGAUGGGGUCUUCAAGGGCGCGCCGCCGUUCACCGACAGUCGCCCGGCCGUGGUCUCGCCGGCUCUCCGCUCGGCCUCGCGCGGGUCCUUCUCCGGCUCGCCCCUGAACGAGAUCCACCACCCGCAGCGCACCCCCAUCUCCGAGCCGCUGUACCAGAACAACUACGAGAACGCCGUGCUGGACUCCAUGCACACGAGCACCACCGAGUCCAUCCUCCAAUGGCCGCACUUCGAGGCCUUCCCGAGCAUGAAGGAUGACUACGUCUCCAUCUUCCACCUCGAGCAGUCGCGGCCCGUGGUCAAGACACGCUCAACGGUCAUGUACCCUUACGUGACCGCCGAGGAGAUUGAUGGCAUCAUCGAGUCGUUCGAGCUCACCAUCAACUUCUGGUACCCGACCAUGUCCUGCGGUCAGCUCGCGCAAGUGCGGAAGCUGAUUUCAGAUGGGAUCCCUGAAGAAGACAGCAUCCUCGUAUGCCUGGCACUCCUGACGAUGGCACUCGGCUGUGCGGGUCAAGUAACUGCCGGCCUGACCACCGGGACGACGCUGAGCGAGGAGGAGCGGAAACGGAGGCUCGCCAGACGGGCUAUGGGCGACAUGUACUUUGACAGCGUGCUGAAGAAGCUGCAUGUCGUACACACUAAUGUGGGCAGCACUGCAACCCAUUGUCUCUUCUUUACAGCUAUGUACUUUGCCUUUCUCCGUCGGCCGCUACAGGCAUGGGAGUACAUCAAUGCAGCCUCCGCCAAGUGUCUCCUACUGCUGUCUUAUCCUCCGGAAUCAGAAUCAGAAGAAGACCAGGAACGCAUUCGCAGGAUCUUCUGGUCGUGCUACAUUCUGGAGAGCGACUACCUCGCGGAGCUCAAUGGCCUGCCCCAAUCAGGCAUUGCCCGCAUCGAAUCUUCCACGGCCCUGCCGGGCCAAUACAACACCCAUCGUGACAGCAAAGUCGAAGAGAAGUCUUCAUUGUACUUCCUCGCCUGCAUCUCCAUGCGCCGCCUCCUCAAUCGCGUCCACCAGCUCCUCUACGCACGCGACACCGGCACCGCCCUCGACCACACCCGCUUCCCCUAUGUUGUGGCCGAGCUGAACCACCAACUCGAUGAGUGGCGCGACGUCCUCCCGGCCGCCUUCAAGUUUGAGACGGUUCUGGUAGAUACGUGGAUCUGCUCGCUCUCGUAA